Messenger RNA from Myiozetetes cayanensis, 898 nucleotides. RefSeq names its product calcyphosine like (gene CAPSL). NCBI's taxonomy places the organism in Eukaryota, Metazoa, Chordata, Aves, Passeriformes, Tyrannidae. The transcript is spliced from 5 exons. Gene Ontology annotation, molecular function: calcium ion binding. The record is from RefSeq and is a predicted model, not a curated record. The coding region runs from base 150 to 794 and encodes 214 amino acids.
AGGAGUGACCCUUUGCCAGCCCGGCCGUGCUCCUCUUGGUGGUGCUGUUGCAGCACUGCAGAUUCAUAGGCUGGUUUUCCCUCUAUUCCUCUGAGGGAAGCUGGAAGGCUUAAUGUGACUUGGCAGAGUCUGAAGUCCCGAGGUUCUACAUGCUGCCCAAGUUUAAGAUGCCGGGCACAGCAAGGCAUGACCGAGACAUGGCAACAUGGGCCAAAAGAAACCUGUUGGAAGCUACUGACCCUAUUGAAAAACUUCGUUUGCAGUGUUUAGCGAAGGGAUCUGCUGGCAUCAAAGGAUUUGGAAAAAUGUUUCGAGUUAUGGAUCACAACAACAGCAGAACCCUCAAUUUCCAAGAAUUUAUGAGAGGAUUAAAAGAUUAUGCAAUCAUUCUAGACAAGGAAGAAGCACAAAAGGUUUUCUGCAUAUUUGAUAAAGAUGGCAACGGAACAAUCGAUUUCGAUGAACUUCUUGUUACCCUGAGACCUCCCAUGUCAAAUGCAAGAAAGGAAAUAAUAAUGCAAGCAUUUCACAAAUUAGACAAGACCGGAGAUGGUGUUAUAACAGUCGAAGAUUUACGAGAUGUGUAUAACCCGAAACACCAUCCUAAAUACUUAAAUGGAGACUGGACAGAAGAUCAGGUUUUUAGAGCCUUUCUGGAUAAUUUUGAUUCACCCUAUGACAAAGAUGGGAAGGUCACAACAGAAGAAUUCAUGAACUACUAUGCAGGAGUCAGUGCUUCGAUUGAUUCAGAUACCUACUUUAUCGUCAUGAUGAAGACUGCUUGGAAAAUCUGAUCAUACAGUUAAGGAAGCAAAACUUUACUCCCACCUUUUUUGUGUCUUUGAUUAAAUGUAUGCACAACAACAGCCUCAUGUUCCAUAAAAACCAUUUCCAGUAA